This is a messenger RNA of Striga asiatica, 381 nucleotides long. The record is from the annotation of a GenBank genome assembly. NCBI's taxonomy places the organism in Eukaryota, Viridiplantae, Streptophyta, Magnoliopsida, Lamiales, Orobanchaceae.
AUGGCGGACGAGAGGUGGGCCUUGCUGGACAAGCUGAAAAUGGCCGUCAAGAAAAUCAAGAUUCUAAUAAACUUCAACCUAAAUAAAUGGAAACUCGCGUCCAUUGUGGGGGCAUCCUCUGGCAAGAAGAGGCUUAGCUUCAAUGAUCGUCCCGGAUUGAGGGCCUGCGUGGAUGAUCAGGGCCCGAAUAGUGACUCGGGCUCGUCCAGCUGCCGGAGCCUGCAGAGGACCAUUAGCUACCCGUCAUCGGAAGAUGAUAUUGAUAGGAGGGCCGAAGCUUUUAUUGCAAACUUUUACAAGCAGCUUCAGUAUGAGAGGCAAAUAUCAUUGGAGCUGAGGUACUACAGGGGAGAUAGUUUCGGUUCUUCAACUUCUCAAUGA